AUGCCAUCUCCUCAAUGGUCCGAACAAUUUGGAUCAGUUAGCCAUUUAGGGGUAAAUUCAGAAUCUGCUACUACAAAUAAAUUUCAAAUUAAUUAUCUUCUUUUACCCAAUUUUAUAAUUCAUAUUGUUGGAUUAGCUGCUUUGUGGGCACUUUGGUAUUAUUUAAGAUAUCACCACAGAGUUUUUUAUUGUCGAGAUGUUUAUGUUUCUUAUCCACUCCUUUAUUUGCUUGCCUUUUUAAUUCCUCCUAUUGUUUUAUUAACUGGUUAUCAACGUCCAUAUUUCCUUUCUUUAUGCAAUGUUUCACUAGCUUCAUGUACAGCUCCAUUAGAGCAUUCACCUUCUCCAUCCCCACAUUUAGCUUGUAAUUAUCGAAAUGCAGAUGGUAAUAAAUAG
Molecule: messenger RNA, 396 nt
Organism: Meloidogyne enterolobii
Lineage: Eukaryota; Metazoa; Nematoda; Chromadorea; Rhabditida; Meloidogynidae
Source: the annotation of a GenBank genome assembly